Molecule: messenger RNA, 2978 nt
Organism: Xyrauchen texanus (razorback sucker)
Lineage: Eukaryota; Metazoa; Chordata; Actinopteri; Cypriniformes; Catostomidae
Gene: gpm6aa
Product: glycoprotein M6Aa
Exons: 7
Coding region: 348-1184 (278 amino acids)
Biological process (GO): neuron projection development
Cellular component (GO): axonal growth cone; neuronal cell body; plasma membrane
Source: RefSeq, a predicted model, not a curated record
UAUAGGUCUGAAUGUCUUGGCACACACUGGUUUGUACAAACCCAUGCUGAGAUGCCACAGUGAUCCUCCUCACACAGAAGGCAAGUCAACUGAAAAAAAUCGGUGUUGACAGCAGCUCUCGUCUGUGAGGAACAGGGCAGUAGCAGUAGCUAGAGAGUGAGUUGAGGGAGGGGGGAGUGAGAAUCUGAAAGAGAGGGAGAGGGUGAGAGACUUGUGCACUGAGAUCUAGCCUCAGCCUCUAUUGUGGUAAGCAGGCAAGGGAAGGUGUAUAAGGAGCGUGCUAUAAACCCACAGGCGCAACGCUGGUUACCGCUGUAGAGACCCUCGAAAUCGGAGGACAAGGCGACAUGGAGGAGGACAUGGAUGAGGGACAGACCCAGAAGGGAUGUAUGGAGUGUUGUCUGAAAUGUCUAGGUGGCAUCCCUUAUCCAUCCCUGAUUGCCACCAUCCUGCUGUAUGCUGGGGUGGCGCUCUUCUGUGGAUGUGGACAUGAAGCUCUUUCUGGAACGGUCACCAUCCUCCAGAACUACUUUGAGGUGAUCAGGGCACCUGGAGAUGCCUUGGAUGUCUUUACAAUCAUUGACAUUAUCAAGUACGUGAUCUACGGCAUUGCCUCUGCAUUCUUUGUGUAUGGCAUUCUCCUGAUGGUAGAAGGCUUCUUCACCAGUGGAGCGAUCAAGGACUUGUAUGGAGACUUCAAGAUCACCACCUGUGGACGCUGCGUCAGUGCAUGGUUCAUCAUGCUGACGUACAUCUUCAUGUUGGCUUGGCUGGGUGUGACAGCAUUCACCUCUUUGCCUGUCUUCAUGUAUUUCAACAUCUGGACCAUUUGCCAAAACACGACUGCCCUGGAGAAAGCAAGUUUAUGUCUUGACCCACGCCAGUUUGGUGUUGUGCCCAUUGGAGAGGAGAAGACUGUAUGUGCAGGAUCAAAGAAGUUCUACAAUAUGUGUGAAUCAAAUGAGCUGGAUAUGACUUUCCAUCUGUUUGUCUGUGCGCUGGCUGGGGCUGGAGCAGCUGUUAUUGCAAUGAUCCACUACCUGAUGGUGCUGUCUGCCAACUGGGCCUAUGUGAAAGACGCAUGUAAAAUGCAAAAAUACGAGGACUGCAAGUCCAAGGAGGAGCAGGAGCUGCAUGACAUCCACUCUACGCGCUCCAAGGAACGGCUCAAUGCCUACACAUAAGACAGGAAGCAGUGGUGAGGGCGAGAGGACCCUCAGUGCCUUCACUUCCUGUUGAUGGGAGUUUUGGCACUGGUGCAGUCCAGGUGGUGUGUCGUAUGACCAACCCCAUGGCCAACCCAUUACCUCUCGCACAAACAUUAUUAUUAUUAUUAUUAUUAUUAAUAUUAUGUGUUAGUGCUGUAGUGUUGUAUAGGUUUUUUCACAUUAUUGUUUUUUUUUUUUUUUUAAGAAAUUGUGCAGUUCCUUUUUUCCAUCCCAUACUAUACUUUUUGAAUACAUUUAACUUUUUGGACAAAAUGUAUCAUCAAAACUGUACAUGAAUCAUUAUUAUGUAGAGGGUCGGUUUUGGGGUUUAAAAAAAGCACAUUUUUUCAUGUGUGUUUGUCUCUUAAGGUGUCAUUAUCAAAGACUUAAAGCAUGAAAAAAAAAUUUUGGUUUAAAGAUAAAUAAUUAUCUGUCUUUCUCUCUCCCUCUCUCUCUCUCUCUCUCUCUCUCUCUCUCUCUCUCUCUCUCUCUCUCUCUCUUUCUCUCCUUCUUUUUUACUAAUUAGAAGGUAUAAAGCCCGAAACCAGCAGAUGGUUUGUUCAUUUUGCAAUAUUUUGGUAAAAGAAAACUCAAAAAACUGAGAAAGAAAGACAAAAAAACUAAAUUAAGAUAUAACAGAUGUACCAUAAAGUGUUUAUUUAUUAUUUUUCUACAGAUGCCAUUGCAUAGCAUUAUCAAGAUCAGUACACCAUGGUCAUUAUUUGUUUGCCAUGCUAGUCUAGUUUUCAGGUAGUCCGCAGUGUGCCAGUGGGUGGCAUUGUAACUUCUCUGAGAGGGAGAGGAAAGGGGCUAUUUUAUGACCACUUUUAAGUGGAUUUCAAGCAUUUAAAAUCUGCCAGUAUCCAUGACUUCCUCUAUGUUAACAAUGCAACUCUCCCUUUACUGGCAGCAAGCUACACAUGCACAAGCCAACAGUGUUAUGUCCCCUCUUUUUUAUUUUCCUAUAGAUACAGAUACAGACACAGUUAAGCUGACAGGGUUUUUAUUUGACGAUUAUUACUUUCAGCUUUUGUAUAUAGUCAUUCUGUAAAUGUAUGUACUGUACGUUAGCACUUAAACUUCAGGUGAAUUCGUAUUAGAUUGAAAAACACAUUCCAUUCAAGGAUAGGGUGGGGAGAGGGAGGGUACUCUUAUGUAAACCUAAGAAAAAAAAGAGGAGAGGAGAUGCAAAAUCCAGGCGACACAGUAAUGUUUUGUGACAGAUCACUUCUUUUAGUGGGUUUUAUUUUCAAAGGGGAAUGUCUCAAUGAAAACAAAUAUUUAAAGAGCUACUGUAUUCUAUUAUCUUGAUGACGGUAACAGUUACUCAUUGUCUUGCUAACAAGUCAUUAUUAUAUCAGACAAUGGAGAUGUCUUAUUCUUUUAAUGCCUGGCAAGUCAUGUUCUGUCAGUGUUUCUAAGAGCUAGUUUUGUGCACUUAUGUGACCAUUUUGUGAGCUCUUUCUCGGUGUAAGUGCAUUGGGGUGCUGACUGCACAGUCAGAUCCCUGUAAUGUUAGGUAAAGACUGUGAACCUAAGUGUUAUUUGUGGCAUGGUCAUGGAUUCAAUGGUAAUCGUUUUUACUGGAUCAAAAAUAAUAAUUAUAAUAAUAAUGUGGGAAAAAAAAUAAAAAAGUUAAAAACAAGAAAAACAGUUUCAUUUCACCUUUAUAUGAGUUUGUUAUAUGCGACUGUCUUGCUGGGUCAUCCCCUUCUUCAUAAUGUGCAGUAAUUUGAAUCCUAUGCUGAAUACAUUGCGCUGAAACUCAAA